Ruditapes philippinarum (Manila clam) is the source of this 1542-nucleotide messenger RNA. RefSeq lists its product as uncharacterized. Gene Ontology annotation, molecular function: sphingomyelin phosphodiesterase activity. Gene Ontology annotation, cellular component: cytoplasm. The record is from RefSeq and is a predicted model, not a curated record. The transcript is spliced from 10 exons. The coding region runs from base 138 to 1418 and encodes 426 amino acids. NCBI's taxonomy places the organism in Eukaryota, Metazoa, Mollusca, Bivalvia, Venerida, Veneridae.
UCAUUGUGGUUUAUCACGUUUUCCAGGAAAAGUUGCAACAGCUACACAUUAACUUUAUAUAACCGGGAAAAAUAAUGGAAUAAGGACUUGCAGCAGACCUAUCUACUCGAUAAUUACUGUGAUAGUGAUACAUAAAGAUGGCGUUAAGAAGAGAACAUCUACAAACUCUGUUACUAUUACUUUCUGUGUGCUUGGCAGAAAGUAAAAUGACGGAAACAUACAAGGUGAUGACGUAUAAUGCUGCCUUGUUAGGGGCUAGUAUAUCAGUCAAUGGAACCAUUCCUGACAACCGUGUAGAAAGACGAGACGCCUUAAUUGAAUAUCUCAACGAUGAUGCUAACUCAGACAUCGUCUGUCUACAAGAAGUAUUCACUGGCCAAGAUGUUGAGGCGAUUGUAAAUGGUGUUGGCUCGAAGUUUCUUUUCACAUACAGCGAGAUACAUCUGAGUGAUGGAACACUUCCGCCUCAGUCAGAUGUUAUAUGGGCACCGGCAUGUAACACAACAGACUACCUUAAUUUUGCAAAUUGUGCACUUGGAAACGGAUGUUUGAGUUCAACGUCCGACACAAUACUUUCUCCAGUAACAUAUGACUGUCUUGUUACCAAAUGCCCGACAGAGUUUCAAACCAUAGUGUUUGUAAAUGGAGAGAAAUGUGUUAGCUGUCUCAUCAGAAAUUCACCUAAAAAUCAUUUCAAAAGGUGUGCAGGACCUCCAUCUACAGACCGUUGGAAUAUAAACAAAAUUGGACUUUUAUUGCUGUCCAAAAAAGAAUUAUCUGACACUGAAGCUAUUGAGUAUUUUCCAAAUGACAUCAACAUCUUCGCAUACGGAUAUCUUCGUGCAAAGGUUGGCGAUCUGACCAUCGGCUGUACACAUAUAGUACCCACAGAUUUCAACUUUCCUCCACUCAUGUCCCAGUUUCAAACCUUCUCGGAGCAACAAGCGGUAGAACUGCAGAAAUUUGUUGAUGCUUUCGCUGGUGCAGAUCCCGUAAUUGCACUCGGGGACUUCAACUGUGGUCCUGACACUGAAAUAUUCGACCCAGUCGAUGCAUCUAAUUACGAGAUACUCACAGGUUUUUUCACAACAAAACAUACAGAGGAAGGCACGUACAGAUCGGAGAAUGUAUACAACGAAGCUCCUGGUCAGUCAUACAAUUAUGCUAUCGAUCAUGUGUUUAGUGCUGGAAGAGCAAGGAUUCUGAAUACUGAGGUAAUCCUGAAAAACGGCACAAUGCCGCUAGAAUCAAGUUGGCUUCCGUACAGUGAUCAUUAUGGUGUGAAAGCGGUAGUAAAAGUUAAAAAAUUAGAAAAAUAUUUCAGUAGAAAUGUGAUGAAAAAUAUUGCAAAAACCAUUCAUAAAACGCACAUCACAUGGAAAUUAUUACUUAUUCUUGAAUCUUUUUACUUUCCUUAAAAAAGUUUUGUCUCAAGUUUGAUUUAUUUGAAAUAUUUUUUGUUGCUCUGGAGCUAAGCAACUUUUAAUCAUUUAAAGUGCUUCUAGUACACGUAAUUGAAAAGCAGUCGUUAUGCUUAACUGA